Hippocampus zosterae (dwarf seahorse) is the source of this 682-nucleotide messenger RNA. It is a transcript of the gene txn2, whose product is annotated as thioredoxin 2. Gene Ontology annotation, biological process: cell redox homeostasis. The transcript has 4 exons. Lineage: Eukaryota; Metazoa; Chordata; Actinopteri; Syngnathiformes; Syngnathidae. The coding region runs from base 137 to 655 and encodes 172 amino acids. Gene Ontology annotation, molecular function: protein-disulfide reductase activity. Gene Ontology annotation, cellular component: mitochondrion. The record is from RefSeq and is a predicted model, not a curated record.
UGCAAUUCUACGAUUGGCCACUAAGCGGCAGUAAUGAAAACGCCAUGUGAAUGAGAGACCUAAAAACGUAGACAACCUACACCGGAAGUACGACUUGAGUCCCUGACACCAAGCGCAGUCACCGCGAAGGUAAAAUAUGGCUCAUAGGCUGCUAGCGCGCAGGAUUUGGACGCUCUCUGCCAAAGAGAUCCGCCGCCUCCCAGCAUCUUCCGCCGCCUUGGUCUCCACUUCCUAUUCCACCUCCCUGCAGCCUUCCUCAGCCCGGGUCUCCUUCCUCUCCCCUUCACACGCUCUGCCUCACAGUCUUCCUCACGCCUCCUGUCGUCAAGUCUCCUUCAACGUGCAGGACAAUGAGGAUUUCACAGAGAGGGUCAUCAACAGUCAACUGCCAGUACUGAUUGACUUUCAUGCACAGUGGUGUGGGCCUUGUAAAAUCCUUGGACCAAGGUUGGAGAAGGCUGUUGCGAAACAAAAAGGCCGUGUUGCCAUGGCGAAAGUCGACAUUGACGAUCACACAGACCUGGCUAUUGAAUACGGGGUGUCUGCCGUUCCAACAGUUAUCGCGAUGAGAGGAGGCGAUGUCGUGGACCAUUUUGUGGGCAUCAAAGAUGACGAUGAACUGGACUCGUUUGUCAGCAAGAUCAUCGGGAAAUAAAUCCGCGUUGCCAGGCCUGUCACUUGA